CUACCGCCGCAAACAAAGUAGGGGGAGGAAUCCCAUUUAUUUUCAAAAAAAAACCAAACACGGGAGCUUGACGUUAGCUCUGUGUCCAAGUGCUUUUUGUGAAAGUAUUUCUGUUUCCCCGGCAAACUCGCAUCACGAACAUGGCUGCGCACUUCUUUCGCACUGCAUUUUACGCAACGGCGGCGAGAAAAUCGAUGAGCCUGCCCUUCGCCGCCGGCCGGACAGCCGCCACCUUAGCCGUGGGCCUUUCCUUUGGUGCGCAAAAUAGCCGCAGCACUGUGCCGUACGAGAAUGUCUACGCGGAUAGCUUCUUUGGUGGCUGCCAGUCGCCGGGAUUGCUGCAGCGUCCGAUGGGCGAUAUCCGUAAGAUCCAGGCACCGCUGAUCCGGAACUUCUCGAGCCUGAGCAACCAGCAGUUGCAGCAGCCGGUUCAAAAUAGCACCAUGGCCCCGUCGAAGAAUCGCCGGUAUAUAUCAUCUCAGGAUAUCACCAAGAAUAUGACCCUCUACACCAACAAUAAGACGCAUGUCGAGUUUGAUCCCAAGACGCUGGCCUUCAAGAAGCCCACCGGCAAUCCUCUGGUCCUGAUGAUGGCCUGGCUAAUGGCCAAGCAGAAGCACCUGAAGAAGUACGCCCAAAUCUACACGGAUAUGGGAUUCGAUGUCAUGGUGGUUCACAUUACACCGUGGCAACUCCUGUGGCCGGUCAAGGGAACCCAGGUGGUGGCCGCCGAGACUCUGCGUUUUUUGGAGAACAACAAGUCGUAUGAGCCGAUCGUGAUGCAUGGCUUCUCGGUGGGCGCCUACCAGUUGGGCGAGAUCAUGCUGCAAAUGUCGCGCGACAUGGAUCGCUAUGGCAGCAUCCUGGAUCGCUUUGUGUGCCAGGUGUGGGACAGUGCCGCCGACAUCACCGAGAUUCCCGUGGGCGUGCCCAAGUCGAUUUUCCCCAAGAAUGAACGCAUGCAGAGCGCCCUGCGCAACUACACGCUGUAUCACUUGAAGACAUUCCACAACCAGGCCACCAUCCAUUAUAUGCGCUCCAGCCAGAUGUUCCACUCCACCCUGCUCAAGGCCCCGGCGCUGUUCUUUGUGUCCGACAACGAUCCCAUCGGACCGCCGUCCUCCAAUCAGGCGGUGCGCGACAACUGGGAGCGGGCAGAUAUUAAGUGCACCUUCAAACGCUGGGAGCGAUCGCAGCAUGCCGCUCACUACAUUAAGCAUCGGGAUGAGUAUCUGGAGACAUUGUUCCAUCAUUUGGAUGUCUGCGGCGUCCUAGAGGCCAUCGGCGUGGACAAGCGCGCCAAAUUGUAAGCGGAGAAGGAGCCGCUCACGAAUUCGGUGAUAUACAUUUAUUCAAGAAUCAAUGCGAUUAUGAUUUUAUUCUAGCUGCUAAGACCUAAAAUUUAAAACAAGAAAACGAAUAUAAAAGCAAACCCAAUGUCCCAUUCGUAUAAUUAUGAUCUGUAUGGAAUUCCUAGACUAAGCUUAAUGUCGUAUUGCAUCAAAACAGAGAGAAACGAA
Messenger RNA from Drosophila serrata, 1520 nucleotides. Its product is annotated as transmembrane protein 53-like lethal (2) k09913. Gene Ontology annotation, molecular function: serine hydrolase activity. The record is from RefSeq and is a predicted model, not a curated record. Lineage: Eukaryota; Metazoa; Arthropoda; Insecta; Diptera; Drosophilidae.